GGAGCUCUUCAGAUUGAGGAGAUACAAAAGUGAAAGUAACACGAAAUUGCGUAAAAAAAAAGAUAAAAGUUGUCAAAAUGGUUGUGAGAACAUACAAUGAUGAGCUGAAGUAUUUGGAGAAAAUUGGAAAUUGUUGUUGGAGAAUAAAGAAAGGCUUUGUGGAUAACAUGAAUGUGGAGGGCAUUUUUUAUACAAAUGAAACUUUGGAAAAAUUGAUGUUUGAUGAACUAAAACAGUCCUGUCGAAGUCAGGGGUAUGGUGGAUUUCUGCCGGGAAUGAAACAGAUCGCAAAUGUGGCUUCUCUUCCUGGAAUUGUUGGGAAGUCUAUAGGGCUACCUGAUGUUCAUUCUGGUUAUGGAUUUGCGAUAGGCAACAUGGCUGCCUUUGACAUGGGAAACCCCGAGUCAGUGGUCUCCCCUGGAGGAGUGGGGUUUGACAUUAACUGUGGGGUUCGUCUUCUGCGUACCAAUCUUUAUGAGAAAGAUGUGGCUCCCGUGAAGGAACAGCUGGCCCAGUGUAUGUUUGAUCACAUCCCAGUGGGUGUGGGCUCCAAAGGAAUCAUACCAAUGACUGCUCAGAAUUUAGAAGAGGCCUUAGAGAUGGGAAUGGACUGGUCACUCAGGGAAGGGUAUGCCUGGGCAGAGGACAAAGAACACUGUGAAGAGUACGGGAGGAUGUUACAGGCCGAUCCCUCCAAAGUCAGCAGCAGGGCCAAGAAAAGGGGCCUUCCACAGUUGGGAACGCUAGGUGCAGGUAACCACUAUGCAGAGAUACAGGUGGUGGAUGAGAUCUAUAAUAAGUUCGCUGCGAAGAAGAUGGGGAUCGAGUCUAAGGGCCAGGUGUGUGUGAUGAUCCACUGUGGGAGCCGCGGGCUGGGCCACCAGGUGGCUACAGACUCACUGGUUGCCAUGGAAAAAGCUAUGAAGCGUGACAACAUUAAUGUAAAUGACCGACAGUUGGCCUGUGCCAGAAUUAACUCCCCUGAAGGUCAAGACUACCUUAAAGGAAUGGCUGCAGCUGCCAACUAUGCAUGGGUGAAUCGUUCAAGCAUGACCUUCCUGUGCCGGCAGGCCUUUGCUAAGAUGUUUGAUAGUACCCCAGAUGACCUGGACAUGUUCAUGAUCUAUGAUGUAUCACACAACAUAGCCAAAGUGGAGGAACAUUUUGUUGAUGGCAAGCAGAGGACCUUACUGGUUCAUAGGAAAGGUUCCACACGAGCGUUCCCUCCCCACCACCCCCUCAUUCCAGUGGACUACCAGCUGACAGGACAGCCAGUUCUGAUUGGAGGAACGAUGGGAACCUGUAGCUAUGUAUUGACAGGGACUCAGCAGGGAAUGGAAGAAACCUAUGGCACCACGUGUCAUGGAGCUGGAAGAGCCUUGUCUAGAGCUAAGUCCAGGAGGAAUCUGGACUACACAGAAGUGCUCAGUGCUCUAGAGGAAAAAGGAAUCAGUAUUAGAGUUGCCUCCCCUAAGUUGGUCAUGGAGGAGGCCCCAGAGUCUUACAAGAAUGUCACUGAAGUGGUUGAUACAUGUCACAUGGCAGGAAUCAGUCGGAAGGCCAUAAAGCUUCGUCCAAUUGCAGUAAUUAAGGGAUGAUAUACUAAAAGACAUGAACGAGGCUUUACCUAUGGAAUAUAUCAUUUUGGACUAUUGGUGCAAUAAAAGUAAAAUCUAAUUAAAGUGUGGUUUAAAUUGUUUAACUUAGAUUGUAUGAAUUUGGCAGAAUCUACAGAUUUAAUGUACUUGAGGUUGAAUAUCCAACUCAAACAACAUUUCAUUUAACAUAAUUGUUAUAUUUUAAUUUAAUUGUGAUAUUUUUGUCAAAUACUUGUGUUGAUUUUUUCCUGUUGAGGUGGAGACUCUUUAGGAUCAAGUCCAUCAGAAAAUGAUUAUUAUCCCUUAAUAGUAAAAAGAUUGUAAGAAUUAAUGUAGAAUUGUGUUUGAAAAGAUAUACAAAAUGUACAUACAUGUACAUUGAGUUUUUAUGCUUAUGUUUAUCAUGUUUCAAACAGAAAGUCCCUUUAAUACCUGUUGAAUUUUUUAUGUGCCAAAUUAUAUUGAAAAUGAAGAACUUUCCUAAUGU
Saccostrea cuccullata (small rock oyster) is the source of this 2085-nucleotide messenger RNA. Its product is annotated as RNA-splicing ligase RtcB homolog. Gene Ontology annotation, biological process: tRNA splicing, via endonucleolytic cleavage and ligation. Gene Ontology annotation, cellular component: nucleus; tRNA-splicing ligase complex. Gene Ontology annotation, molecular function: RNA ligase (ATP) activity. The transcript is spliced from 14 exons. NCBI's taxonomy places the organism in Eukaryota, Metazoa, Mollusca, Bivalvia, Ostreida, Ostreidae. The coding region runs from base 78 to 1598 and encodes 506 amino acids. The record is from RefSeq and is a predicted model, not a curated record.